Medioppia subpectinata is the source of this 569-nucleotide messenger RNA. The record is from the annotation of a GenBank genome assembly. NCBI's taxonomy places the organism in Eukaryota, Metazoa, Arthropoda, Arachnida, Sarcoptiformes, Oppiidae.
AUAUCGGUGUGAUAUCGGCUGAAGACGCGCUGAAUUGGGGAAUGAGUGGUGUUAUGCUUCGCGGGUCGGGAAUCAAAUGGGAUUUACGCAAAACCCAGCCCUACGACAGUUACGAGGACUUUGACUUCGAUAUACCCAUUGGUCUGAACGGCGAUUGUUAUGACCGAUUUUUGUGCCGUUUUGAAGAGAUGAGACAAUCGGUAAAUAUUAUACACCAGUGUCUGAACCGUAUGCCCGCCGGAGAGGUCCGCACCGAUGAUAACAAAGUGGUUCCUCCGACUCGUGCGGAAAUGAAGUCAUCGAUGGAAGCGUUGAUACAUCACUUUAAACUGUUUACGGAGGGCUAUAGUGUGCCCGCAGGCGCUACUUAUACGGCCAUUGAGGCACCGAAGGGCGAGUUUGGCCUCUAUAUGGUGUCCGACGGUUCGUUCCGACCCUAUCGGUGCAAAAUCAAAGCGCCCGGAUUUGCCCACUUGUCCGCACUCGACUACAUGAGCCGUACUCUACUGUUGGCCGACUUAGUGGCCAUUAUCGGCAGUUUAGAUAUAGUGUUCGGUGAAGUGGAUCGU